Molecule: messenger RNA, 2941 nt
Organism: Lineus longissimus
Lineage: Eukaryota; Metazoa; Nemertea; Pilidiophora; Heteronemertea; Lineidae
Product: protein tyrosine phosphatase domain-containing protein 1-like
Exons: 13
Coding region: 9-1724 (571 amino acids)
Biological process (GO): protein dephosphorylation; cilium assembly
Cellular component (GO): cytoplasm
Molecular function (GO): protein tyrosine/serine/threonine phosphatase activity; protein tyrosine phosphatase activity
Source: RefSeq, a predicted model, not a curated record
GCGUCAAAAUGGCUGCCACAUAUGAAAGCGGUGGGCUGGCAGCCUUUGACUACAGUUUCAUUGCAGAAGAUAUUGAUUGGGAUUCUGAAGUGGAAGGAGGUAAAACUGCAAAAGCUGCAUAUGGAGCGCUAUCGGAAGCUUUGCGCCGGGGUAUACCGGAGGAUAAAAUGUGUGCUUUGUUCUGUCGAGGAAAACAUUGCAAAUAUGAUCGAUCUGACUGCUGGAGUGAGGAGCAGAUGGAAAUCAAAGGAUUGUUUUCAAAUUGGAUAACAGAGAACAUACUUGCAAUGGCUCGACCGAGCACAGCACAAAUAACAGAGUUUAAAAUAAUUGACCAAUUUAAAGAUGCAGGCAUCAAAUCUGUGAUAAGUCUUCAGACGCCCGGUGAACAUGCUGCAUGUGGGAAGCUGGAAGAAGGUGGACUUGUUUACAACCCGCAGAUAUUCAUGGACAAUGAAAUAUUCUUCUACAACUUUGCAUGGCCGGACUAUGGAACAGGCAGCAUGAGAACUCUCCUGGACAUGGUGCGAGUCUUCCAGUUCGCCAUCUCCCAAGGAAAGGUGGCAGUUCACUGCCAUGCCGGAUUAGGGCGUACUGGGGUUCUCAUUGGCAGCUACCUUAUCUUCAAUAACCGCAUGACUGCUGACGAGGUGGUAAAUUAUAUCAGGACGAAAAGACCAAAGUCAAUCCAGACGAGCGGUCAGAUCGAAUGCCUGAAGCAGUUCACUGAACAUCUUACACCAUUUAGAGUGGUCUUCUCAUCAACCGAGGAAGCCUUCAAUGAUUUCACCCUCUCUCAACACCUCACCAGACAGAGAGGUGUACUUCAUGGUUAUGAAGCCAGGCGCUUGAAAUAUCUUCCAAAGGUAAUAUUCGUGUGUUGUGAACGGCUCCUGGAGUUGGCGCACAGCAGUCACAGCUCGGCUCUCCAUGACCAAACAGACACCAUAUCCUACCUGAAAGCAGCAGCUCCUCGUGCCUUCCCUGGUGGCAAUGUUGACGACUCGGUAUCCAUGGACUCGAGGCAGGCCUCGACAUUGUUGGAUGAUAGUUCAGAUAGUGACAAACAAGACUCUGAUAGUUUUGCUGGUGAUUUUACUGCCAAGCCAUCCCUUCUAUGGGUUGCCCAGGCAUUAGCAGCUACUGAUUACACAGAUGAGGUAAAGGAAACAGUGAAAAAAUACAAGUAUUUACUUAAUGGAGGUCACGGUAUAUGGAAGGAAUUCUCGGAGCUUUCAGAUCCACACGUUUUAUCAUCGAUACUGUGGGACUGGAUGGACCAUUUACUAGAACCAAUCAUUCGAACUCAAGAUCUGACAUGUAUUCUUCAACAUAUGGACCAGCCGGAGGAAGCAUUCCAAAGAUUAGAAAAGGGUGGCCACCACGUGACAGAAUAUCUGAUUCAAUUUAUCGCCAAACUUCAACCAAUCCCGGACGCGCUCGAAGACAUUCUCAUGCACCAUCUUAUCUCCGUCCUAACUCAUCACAACGUGUACCUUGACAACGAGAAAUUUCCACUGGAAAUAUCCCGCCACACGACAAGUCAUAGAUUCUUGAAAGGAGAGAGACUCCUGGGAAUCAUGAAGAUCUUUUACGCUAAUUUAGACGCAGCUGAUAAAAAAUAUCAGCUUGCAGCUGCAAAAAAGAGUCGGGAAGAGAGACAGGAACGAAGGCUGGGAUCCGAUUUGUCAACUGAUUCUGGGACUUCGGUUCAGCCGCCGUAACAGCUGGAGUUACAGACGACCUCAGUAGCUGUAGUUCAAGAGUUGAAACAGCUGUAGUUCAACAGCCAUAACUGCUGUAGCAACUGUUCAGUAGAUACAGAUGAACAGUUGCAUGUUAGCAGCUGGAACUUCUGUAGUUCGACAGGACUACAUGACUGUUCGCUGCUGUUAAUUCUGUAGUUCGCCAGUCAUAACAAUUGCAUGUGAGCAGCUGAAAAUUCUAUGGUUAGACAGUCUCGACAACUGCAUUUUGGCAGCCCUAACCACUGUUGUUUUAAUUGGUUGCUGUUCACUAGUCAUGGUCAUGGGUGCACUUCAGCAGCCUUAACUACUUUAGUCAUUUAGUGUGCUUCCUAAUCUAUGCUUCUUUUGCCAAUUGGUCAAAAUGCACUGGUCAGUAGAAACAGCAACAAACUGAGCUAUGGUCCACGUCAUGAUUUUUUGGGGGUUGGGGGGGUUGUCUAUGAGAAAAAUGUUCUCGGUAUAAUGUAUAUUGUCCCUAUGGGAUUUAAGAUGUUACAACAUUGACCAAUCUAUUGGCAGCAUUCGGUAUAUCCUGAUAUGCUGUGUGAGGUACACGUAGAUAUUGAGAAAGACACAUCCUAUUGACUGUUAAAAUGAAAUUGUCAUAAUUGUUAUGCCAAUUGGCGUUAUUGUUAAGGUUUCAGAAAGCAAAAUCUUUCCGUCCAUGGUUUACUUGCUGAUAUAGUUUUGACAAGGUCCAUGUUAUUUAAUGUCGAGAUUGUUAGACUUGAGACUUUUCUUGAAUGUGCUCUACAAUCUGCUAGAUACUUUUUGGUGUACCUUGGCAUGUAGGCUUAUAUCUCUUACCUUAGCUGACAGUGACUUCAUUAAGGAAGAGCAUUUGUUUCAAGUUGGGAUGAAUAACCCUUCUAAGCUGCCAUUUUAAACAAAAAAUCAGGUUGAAUUCGAUGAAAAAUGUUAGAAUAGUCUUUUUAGAAUAGUCUUCUUAGAAUUGUCUCUACAGUCUUUCUUUUAUCUGUUUUGGGUGUGUGUAAUUUAUUGAGGAGUUGACUUUGUGUGUAAAUGUAGUCAGCUUUAAUCCGCUAUUGAUGUCCUGAUGCUUUUAAACCUUGUAAAAUCUAUCCUAGAAAUAGUAUAUCAGGUGGAUUGGAUGACGAUGAUAAUGAUAGACAUAUCUGAAGCAAAAUGUCUUAAGCCCAUGCAAUCAUGUUUUUAGGGAGAAUGCUAAUAAA